Messenger RNA from Pyrus x bretschneideri (Chinese white pear), 1136 nucleotides. RefSeq lists its product as uncharacterized. Lineage: Eukaryota; Viridiplantae; Streptophyta; Magnoliopsida; Rosales; Rosaceae. The record is from RefSeq and is a predicted model, not a curated record. Bases 67 to 690 code for a protein of 207 amino acids. The transcript is spliced from 2 exons.
CCGUUGGAAGACACGGCGGCGAUCCAGAGAGCUUCCAUGGAGUUUUCUCGAGGCCCGGCUUAAAAAAUGGCGGGCGAGCACUUCGAUUCAGCGAGCUUCAUAUUCAAACGCAUCCCCGAAAUCCAAUUCAAAGAAUGGUCCAUGGUCGCCAUCAGAGACUAUCCCUCACCCAACACUGACUCCUCCGUCUUCCCUCCAAUCAACCACGAAAAUCUCCACCGUCCAUCACAACCUGAUCAAAAGCACCCAGACCCAUUAUCGCCAUCCCCGUCGUCUCCGUUGCUAUCGUCGUCUUCGUCGUCGUCGCUGUCGUCAUUCUCACCGUCCGAUUCCGAUGAACCGGCCCCGGUUUCGCCGCUUCCGUCCGUUGCCCAGGUCCGGAAACCUGGCGAAUUCUCCACCUGGGUAGGAAUUGGAUUUGGGUUACUACGUUCCAAGCUUUCUGCUAUGGCUUCCUCAUCGGGGUUCGAUAAAGUUUGGAGCUUUGCCUCCGGCGCAGGAAUGGCGGGUGUGGUGUUCGUGUUAUGGUCCUUGUUCUUGCGGGCUCGGCGAAGGCGGUAUCGGAAUCGUUUGAUGUUGAUUGGCAAAGAGAAAGACGAGAAAAUUAAUAAACUGCUGCACCAAAUCGCUCAGAUGAACGAAGUUCUAGUCGCUCGGCAUAGAGUUCUGGCUUCGAAACUGGCUAAUUGAAUAGAGAAAUAUAACAUCUUUAGGUACUAGCUUGCUAUGAAUUUGUGAAAUUAGGAUUGACAGCGCAAUAACAGAGCUGCGAAACAUUGCAGUAGACUUGCAAUGGCGAUCUGAUGCUCCAGUCAUCUCUGAGGAGAGAGGACCGAUCUCAAGUUGAAGAUCGUAUAACGGAAAUGCCAGCACAAGUUUGAGCUCUGCAAACUAUUUCGGAGUGGAGAAAGCAAGUCUGGCAUCCGAUCUUCGAAGUUUCGAAGAAAUUGCGGAGAGACUUUGAUGCACAAUAUUCUUUAUCUAUGGAAGUCAGACAGUCUUAUUAGUUUGCUUACUUUUUAUAGUUCAUGGUUUAUGAACCCAGUUGAAAUAUCUUAGCUUGUGUAUAUCUGGUUUGGGAUCUUUAUGUGCAUGUGUAUUGACAGGUUUUCGUUUUAGAUAAAAGUUCAAGCUCA